Molecule: messenger RNA, 1016 nt
Organism: Hibiscus syriacus
Lineage: Eukaryota; Viridiplantae; Streptophyta; Magnoliopsida; Malvales; Malvaceae
Product: protein CHUP1, chloroplastic-like
Exons: 2
Coding region: 18-983 (321 amino acids)
Biological process (GO): chloroplast organization
Cellular component (GO): chloroplast outer membrane
Source: RefSeq, a predicted model, not a curated record
AAGCCGAGGAAACAAAAAUGCCACUCGGAGACGACAAAUCGGGACACCGUCAACCGAUCGGCCUCCUCAAGAAACAGCUCGAGGCUUCCUUGGCUAUAAACAAUUCAUUGGUGAAAGAAAAUCAGGACCUAAAACAGGAGGUAGCUCGUUUGAAAGCACAUAUCAGUUCCCUCAAGGCACAUGACAAUGAGAGAAGAUCAUUGCUUUGGAAGAAGUUGCAUAACUCCAAGGAGGACAUCAAUUCGGACGCGUUGCAGCAGAAAUCAUCGGAUUUCGUCGAUUCGGAAAAUGUGUAUCCAAGGCCGAUUUUCCAGGAUUUGGCUAUGAGAAAAGAACGGCAAUUCGAAGCACCAAAAUCACCAUCAAGGUCUCAUCAUCCUUUUAUCUCUGCAUAUCCUGAGGAAGUGAAUGAAAACAAAGCUAAAGCGCCAUUGGUACUAGCACCUCCAGCACCACCAUUGCCAUCGAAAUUGUUAGCAGACUCUAGAUCGAUCCGCCGUGUACCCGAAGUCGGGGAGCUUUAUCGUUCUCUAACGAGGAAGGAUGCCAGCAUUGAAAACAAAACCAACGUGACAGCAACCCCAUUGCUUGCAUUUACUAAGAACAUGAUAGGCGAAAUCGAAAACCGAUCAACUUAUGUCUCAGCUAUCAAAUCUGACGUCGAAAAACAAAAGGAGUUCAUAAAUUUCUUAAUCUCGGAGGUACAAUCUGCAGUCUUCAAAGACAUAUCAGACGUUGAAGUAUUCGUGAAGUGGUUAGAUCAAGAACUAUCUUCCCUGGUGGAUGAAAGGGCAGUUCUGAAGCAUUUCCCACACUGGCCGGAGAGAAAAGCCGAUGCGCUGAGGGAAGCUGCGUUCAGCUACCGAGACAUAAAGAAACUCGAAGCCGAAGUAUCAUCGUUUAAGGCCAACCCCAAAGAGCCAUUCAAUACAGAGUUCAAAAGGAUGAAAGUAUUGCAAGACAGGCGAGCAUGUAUAAACUGAGCUACUUGCUAUAAAUCUCGGAUAUUUGGAAUC